CCUGACAUUGAAUUUUUUUUUCCUUAAAAGCGCGGAGUGGUGGUGAUGGUGGUAGCGGGGGCUUAGAGGGAUUGGUUUGGGAGAGAGGGUUUGGGUAACGGGUGCUAUAGUGGUUGCUGGUGCUGGUGUUCGUAGUGGUUGGGGCGGUGGUCGUGGUGGGUUUUUCGGAGCUGGUGGUUCCAGUGAGAACGGGGCACGCUGCGCCUUGUCAACGGAGCCAGGGCGGGGGGGGGGGAGCACAGACGGAGGCGAAUGUGACGUGUUUACUCCAUUUCUGGGCAUGUUAUGAUCAUUGUUGGUGUUGUUAGUUGGUGGUGGUGAUGGUGGGAAGGAGGGAGGUGGGGGGAAUUCGGUAUAUAUAUAUUUUUUUGAAAUCACUAACUCGGCCGCUUUCCAACACGGAGCGCUCAUAAGUGACUGUCGCGACCGGCUGGACUGUUUUAAUGCGUGCAGACUCGCGCAAUCGGUACCUCUAGUAGGCCGGCCACACGCCGACUAACACACACACACACUUUACAUUAUUACAGAACGGGUGCUUGUUUUUGCGAAGAAUUAACAGGGUAGUAUUGUGUGUGUGUUUUUUAUUUUCACUUAUAUUUUUGUCCCACUCAAUGUAAUUCGCCGCAGCUGCGUUUAAAGUCGUGUACUUAAACAAAAAAAACAAAUCCAAGCCUCUUCCGAAAAAAAUAAAUCACCACCCGUGUUUUAAUUUACUCACCCAAGCUUUUGCAUCCGAGCGUUGAGCCUUCGGGGCAACUUCAACUUGGCCCGAAGAGCAAUCUCUUAAGUAACGCUUUAACCGCCUGUUUACACGUGUCAGAGCUGGUAAUACAGACAUCAAAAAGCAUUAGUCUUGGCUCAUCACCACCACCACCAGCACCAACCACCACGACGACUACCGCCACCAUCACGCUCGCUGCCGGCCGAGCAGAACGACGAGGCUCGCCGCUCCCUUUUCCGACCCCCCAAAAUCCUGGAGGCGACAUCGCCAUGCGGACAUCGUCGUCGUCGGCGGCGUCGGCGCCGUCGUCGUCGUGUAACGCCUGCAAGGGUCUUCUUGUGGGCGUCGUUCUCCUGCUGCUGACUCUCGCCGCCCCGGGCGGCUCGCUGGGCUGCGAGACGCGGCUGUCCCGCGGCCGUCGCUCGCUCCACCACCACCACCACCCGCUCAGCCGCUACCCUCGCCACUCGCCCAGGGGACACCGGCCCGAGCCGCACUCCGCCACGGCGGCGGCGGACGCGGCGACGCGCGGACACCGUCACCCCCACGCCGUGUCGCUCUACUUCACCGGCAGGCGGGAGCAGCUGAAGAGACGCGCAAGCCGCGUGCCGGGAGGGCUCCCCAGGUCCUCGUUCACCGUGGAAGUCUGGGCCAGUCCCGAGGGAGGGCAGAACAACCCCGCCGUCAUAGCCGGGCUCUUCGACGACUGCUUCUACGGCCGGCACGACAAGGGAUGGUCGCUCGGCAUCGUCCACGUGAACCCCGCCGGGACGCACCACGGCGGCGCCCCGACCUCGGCCGCCGCCGCCGCGGCCGCGGCCGCUCACGCCCCGGCCCGCUCGCGCUACUUCUUCUCCCUGAACGCCGACAACUCGCGCUCGGCCACGACGCUCGUGUCGCCCCUGCGCUACGUCCCCGACGCGUGGACCCACCUGGCCGCCACCUACGACGGCCGGCGGCUCGGCCUGUUCGUGAACGGCGCGCGGGUCGCCAGGUCGCGCGUGUCGGGCCGCGCGGGGCCGCUCUUCGCCCCCGAGGUGGCCGCCUGCAAGACGCUGGUGCUGGGCGGCGACAACGCGCGGGGCGAGCGCGCCUACCGCGGAUUCCUGGCGGCCUGCGACUCUGGCGGCGGGCGCUCGGCUCCGGCGAGAUCCGCGCGUGGGCCGAGCGAGGCGUCCGCAUCGAGCGGCGGCGGCGGCGGCGGCGGUGGCGCCGCGCCCGCGGCCGACGUCGCGGGCGGCGGCGACGACUUCGACGCGCUCAAGGUCGGCUGGCUCGCGGUCAAGGGGGGCGCCUACCCCCGCGUACAGUCGGUGCAGGCGAGCGAGGCCGGCGACGGCGGCGGAGGCGGCGCCGGGACGGCGGCCGGGGGGCCGGCGGCGGCGGCGGCGUCCGCCGGGCCGGUGCUCGUGCCGCCGCCGUGCGGGCAGACGGUGUGCGACAACGUGCACGUCAUCUCCGGCUACAACAGCUACUGGCCGCUGCGCGAGCCCAAGGUGGUGCGCUACCGCCUGGUGAACAUCUACGAGGCCCCCGGCGAAAACCCGACGGUCAGCCGCGAGCAGAUUGAGGACCAGCACCGCGUGCUCAACCAGGCUUUCCAAAGGUACAACAUCUCCUGGGUGCUCACCGUCGUGGACGUUGUUAAUGCCUCGCUGCGCCAGCGCAUCAUCCUGGCCAACUGCGAGCACGCCAAGGUGGGCAAUCAGAACUGUGACCCCGAGUGCAGCCACCCCUUGACCGGCUACGAUGGGGGCGACUGCCAGCCGCUCUCCGGCCACUACCCAUCGUCCUCCUCCUCCUCCUCGUCGUCAUCGUCGUCGUCGGGACACGCGGCCGAUUGUAAUUUGGAAAUGAUGGAGAACGGCGUUUGCGACCCCGAAUGCAACACGGCGAAGAACGCGUUCGACAACGGAGACUGCUGCGAGCAAUUCUCCGACAACAUGACGAGGACCUGCUUCGAUCCCGAGUCGCCCAAUAGGAUCUACCUGGACGUAAAGGAGCUCAAGGAGAUCCUGAGGCUCAACGGCUCGACGCAUCUCAACAUCUACUUCGCCAACUCCGUGGGCGAGGACCUGGCCGGAGUGGCCACUUGGCCCUGGGAUAAGGAAGCUCUCACCCACCUUGGUGGCGUGGUGCUCAAUCCCACGUACUAUGGCAAGGCCGGACACACGCACACCAUCAUCCACGAGCUGGGCCACAACCUGGGACUUUACCACGUCUUCCGGGGGGUGUCGGAGACCGAAUCCUGCAACGACCCCUGCCAGGAGACCACCCCGUCGCUGGAGAAGGGGGACCUCUGCGCCGACACGGCCCCCACGCCGCAGAAUAAGCUGUGCCACGACCCGGAGCCCCGGAACGACACCUGCAACCAGCGCUACUUUCAGCACACGCCGUUCAACAACUACAUGAGCUACGCCGACGAUGGCUGCACCAACUCUUUCACGCCGAAUCAGGUGGCACGCAUGCACUGCUACCUGGACCUGGUGUACGAGGGCUGGCGGCUGGACCGCGCCCCCCUCCCCGUGCCGAUGCCGCCGACCCCCGCCGCCCACGACGAGGGCUCGCUCACCCUGCAGUGGAUGCCACCCAUCAACGGCCACGUCUUCCAGAGAGAAGUGGGAUCUGCGUGCGACCUGUGCGGAGAAGAUGGGCGGCUCACGCAGUUCGCGCACUCCGCCUCGUCACCCCGCGCCUGCGACCCCUCGGGACACUGGAGCCCGAAGGAAGCGGAGGUGUGUGGCUGGGCUACAGGUCCCCCGGAUGUGGAGAGGCCGUGUGAGGUCAGCCUGCGCACCUGGAGCCCUGAGUCACGCUACAGCCAGCGUACGCCAUCGGGGACAUGCCCCCAGCCGUCCGGCUGCGUUCUGGAGCUCUCCUUCAGCUUGCCCACCCUCCCCGAGCUGCUCACCAUCUGGGUCACCUACAUCUUCCUGCACAACUCCCACCCCAUCAAGGACCUGGUCAUCCUCACGGCCGACGGGAGGAACAAGUCGCUGGGACCCCAGACGGUGUUCUGCGACGUCCCGCUGACGGUGCGCCUGGACUGGCUGCUGGCGCCGGUGGAAUCGGUGCGCAUCCACACGAUCGACGAGAAGCUGGAGGUGGACGCAGCGUUGCUGCGCUCGGCCCCCAGCGACGGUCGCUGCUCGCGCUGCCGGCCGCUCUCCUACAAGCUGUCCCGCUCGCCGCCGUUCCACCCGCGCGGGCAGGUGGUCGUUGACGGGCCGUCGCGCAGCUUUGUGGACAGGUCCGUGGAGCCGGGAGCGACGUACGUGUACCAGGUGGCCGUCUCGACGACGUACGGCGACUCGCAGCCCUCGCCGCCGCUUGUCUACACGCACGGGAGCCCCUACUGCGGGGACGCUGCGACGCACGAGAGCACCGAGGAGUGCGAUGACGGAAACCUGACGGACGGCGAUGGAUGCAGCAGCACGUGUCACGUCGAGGCCAGCUUUGUUUGCAGAGGACAACCCAGCGAAUGCUACGUAAACUCGCUCGGGGAUCAGGAUGAUUUCGACGACACCGACGACGCCGUCGUUGAGAGCGAAAAGGGAGCGAGCGUCGGCUGGAAGGACUCGCGCUGCUCCGGGCAGGCCAGGGGGGGCAUGGGCUCGUGCCUGGCGAUGGUGAACCAGGAGGUGCCGGUGGGCGAGCGGUGGGCCGCGAGCGUGACGGCGUCGCACGAGAGCAAGACGCACUGCCCCGCUCACGCUGUCGUCGGCCCGCCCGCCAACCCCGAGCUGUGUGUGAGGGACCCUCUGGAGUUGCCCAACGGGGUGGUGGGCUGGGCCUGGUACCCGUGCAAUCAGUCUCUCGCUGGCCCGGGCCACACGGAGUCGCAGGGCCCGCAAGACGCGCCCAGCAUCCCCGGCGGGGCUGUGCAGCCCGCAGGCACACACGCUGCCACGGACUCGCGGGGCGAACCCGAGGCCUUCUGGCUCAAAGCUUACUUCCUCCACCCAAUGCAAGUCCUGGCGGUCGUUGUGCACUUGGCGAGCGACGGCUCCGGCGCCGCUGUUGGGGAAUCCAACUCGAUGAAGGUUUUCCUCGUUGAUGCUCAGGACCGGAACCACAGUGUCGGCGUCUACAAGCUGAGCUGCCGCGAUAACCCGCUGGUGAUUCCCGUGGGACUCGGGGUGACCGGGCGAGCGGGCAGGAGACGUCGCCGGGCCAAGGCGGUGCUGCUGCACGUGUCCUCGCGUCUCGUCGCCGUGUCCGGCGUGGCGAUGCGACCCGUGUCCCAGAAGCCCUCCUCCACCUCCUCCUCUUCCACCUCCUCCUCUACCUCCUCUUCCACCUCCUCUUCCACCUCCGGGAGAGAGGACGAGGAACUCGCGCACAUCUGCCCCGCCGGCGAAACGUACAGCCACAGCCUCAAGAGGUGCACCUGUGACGAGUGCAGCACCUGCCUCCCGCUGCUGGUGGCAAACGGCACGGUGCGGUGCGAGGACUCCGGCAGCCGGUGCGAGGUGCUCUGCGGCAAGGGGCACGAAGCGAGCGUGGACGGACAACCCGUGGCGGACAGGAAGCAGCAUCAGGUGGGAGUGGCCUGCGUGGAGGGCCAAUGGGAUAAGCGCGUUGCCUGCCUGCCCGUCGACUGCGGUGUCCCGAGUUCGCACCUCGUGUACCACGCCGACUUCAGCUACCCCCAUGGAACGAGCUACAGUGCCCGCACCACCUUCGUCUGCCGCCCACCCGCCAUACUGCAAGGUGCGAGCGCCGAGUUGCAGUGCCAGGAGGACGGGCUGUGGUCCCUGCCGGAGGCGUACUGCCAGCUGACGUGCCGGGCACCGCCGCCCAUGCCCAACGCCGUGGCGCGCACCGAACGCUGCAAACACGACGGCCAGAAGGUCGGCUCCUCCUGCAAGUACCGCUGCAAGCCCGGAUACCACGUGCUGCUUACCAGUCGCAAGGUGUUCAAGGUGAAGUGCACGGAGGAGGGCCACUGGGAGGAGGGCGGCUGCGUGCCUGUGCAGUGCCCUCCGCUGCCGCUGGUGCUGCACGGCUCCUACACGUGCACGCACCGGUUCCAGUUCGGCUCCCGCUGCUGGGUCAACUGCAGCACCGGCAAUCCCAGCAAGCAGGGCCACAAAGUGAUCGAGUGCAGAAAGAAUGGACGCUGGAGUGGGGAACUGCAGCUGUGCCCGCACGUGCAGGGCGAAUGCACCACCCCGGACCCUCCGUUCAUCAUCGAAUUCGACUGCCCUACUGGAUAUGGAAUAGGAUCCGUGUGCAAGCCGACCUGCCUGAUCCCACAGAGCGACUCCGUCUUGCUCCCUGAAAAUGUCACCCUCCCGGAGAACGUCACCGCCCUGUCGCUGCCAUACUGGACACUCCCCACCAAAGUUGAGGAGAUUGUCUGCACGGGGAAGAAGGAGUGGCACCCCCCACCACAUGCCAUCUACUGCUUCCAAAAUUGCGAGUUAUGGGUCGGAGAUGGUUACUGCGAUCCGAUGAACAACAACGCCUACUGCCACUACGAUGGAGGGGAUUGUUGCGAUUCCACAUCCACCUCCAAACAGGUGACCAAAUCACACGCCCAUGCUGCACACGAACACAUUGUAAGGUCGCACUCUGUACACACAAAGCGCUUGCCACAAAUCAACCACAAUACCUCGCUGAUCUCGUCAAGGAGCAUAAACCAUCACGCAAACUGCGGUCUUCCUCGCAGCAGCUUUUGGCUAGACGGCGAACAAAGAGGGCCACCGCAUCGCGCAAUUUCACGUGCUCUUCUACAACCGUCUUGAACGCUCUUCCUUCCGAUAUUAGGAAGUGACUUUAACGAUGCACUUUUAAAUCUACAUUGAAAAGGCAUUUCUUUAAAACUGCAUUUUGUGUUUAGUUUGUUGAUCUUCCUUGCACCUCCGAUUGUCACGAUUGGCUACGUACGGUGUGAAAGAAAUUCAACAUACACACAUACACCACAGUCUGGCAGCAGCAGAUUGCACGGCCGCAAGUUAUGGUGUCACACAAAGCCCAUAUGCCUGGCCUGCUGCUGUACCCAAUAUAUUUAAAAACGCACUUUUUUUUAUUUCACUGAGCGAUUAGCUCUUUUUCAGAAGCGACCUGGCCACAAAUGACAGCUCAACAAAGUGGUUCAUCACGUGGACAUUUAUCACAGCCAAAUACUC
Messenger RNA from Petromyzon marinus (sea lamprey), 6855 nucleotides. NCBI's taxonomy places the organism in Eukaryota, Metazoa, Chordata, Hyperoartia, Petromyzontiformes, Petromyzontidae. The record is from RefSeq and is a predicted model, not a curated record.